AUGGUUGUUGCUUGUUUGGUGGCUCCAUUUGGCUGGAUUCUCAUGCAACAGCCCAUAGAGAAUGUUGAAUUUAUCAUCCGCACAGGCAAGGCAUUGCGAAUUAGAUGCUCCCAGUUUAAGUGCAUCUUCUUGGACUUUGCCCAGCAGAUGAACAAACUCAGCCUUGUUGGUUUCCGGGUCCUGUGCUUUCUUGCGGCCAAGACGGUUGAUAGCCGUGUAAAAAGCAACCAAGUCUUCACUGGGAUGGAGUUUGCUGCAGAGGUUGCCACCCCGAUUUUCGUUGCUGCAGCCAUCAGUGAAGCCGACGGUCUCAAGAGUAGUAUUGUGCUUGCAGAGAAGGUUGACUAG
Messenger RNA from Seminavis robusta, 348 nucleotides. The record is from the annotation of a GenBank genome assembly. NCBI's taxonomy places the organism in Eukaryota, Bacillariophyta, Bacillariophyceae, Naviculales, Naviculaceae.